GCACACAACUAUUUUCGUAAAUGUUUUGUGAGUAUAAGCAGUGAAAAUAUUUAAAAAUGUCGGAGGAAACAAUUAUGUCUAUGAAUGAUCAAAAAAUUAAAAUUGAACCACCUGAAUAUUCACCAGAAGACAUUAAACUCAAAAUGGAGGAUGUAUUUGAUGAUCCUGAUGUUACUGUUAAAUCUGAAUCGUGUUCGGAAGAUGAUGAUACAUGUUUAGAAAGAUUUAUGAAUUCCGAGGUGAAAAUUGAAGAAGAAGUCAAGCAGGAGUUAGUCGAGAAAUCAACUUAUGAAUGUGAUAUUUGCUAUAGAUCAUUUGUAGGAUCAGAUCAUUUAAAAGAGCAUAUGGCCGAUCAUAUGCUUAGUCAUAGCAAAGAAAAUCCUUUCAAAUGCGAAAUCUGUUACAAGGCUUUUGAUCGAUUAAGGGUUCUGCAACGGCACAAGCUCAUUCACAGUGGUGAGCGCGCCCAUGAAUGCAGUACGUGCAAAAAGACCUUCACAAAAUCAAAUGUUCUGAAACAUCACAUGCUGAUACAUAGUGGAGUACGCCCACAUGAAUGCAAUAUAUGCAACAAGACAUUCACAUUUUUAUGUAAUCUAAAAUCUCACAUGCGCUUUCAUAGUGGCGAGCGCCCCCAUGAAUGCGAUAUAUGCAAUAAGACAUUCACCAAAUCAAGUAAUUUGAAAUGUCACAUGCUGAUACACAGUGGAGUACGUCCCCAUGAGUGCAAUAUAUGCAAAAAAACAUUCACGCAAUCAGGUGGUCUGAAGAGUCACAUGCUGUUACACAGUGGAGUACGUCCUUAUGAAUGCAAUACAUGCAAAAAGACAUUCACAAAAUCAAAUAAUCUGAAGCAUCACAUGCUGAUACAUAGUGGAGUACGUCCUCAUGAAUGCAAUAUAUGCAACAAGACAUUCACACUUUUACGUGAUCUAAAAUACCACAUGCGCAUUCACAGCGGUGAGCGCCCUUAUGAAUGCAAUAUAUGCAACAAGACAUUCACAAAAUCAAAUGAUCUGAAACGUCACAUACUUAUACACAGUGGAGUACGCCCACAUGAAUGCAAUAUAUGCAACAAGGCAUACACAAAAUCAAAUGAUCUGAAACGUCACAUGCUUAUACACAGUGGAGUACGUCCCCAUGAAUGCAAUAUAUGCAAUAAGACAUUUGCAGAAUUACGUAAUCUGAAAGGCCACAUGGGUUACACCACUGUAGCAGCCUAA
Ctenocephalides felis (cat flea) is the source of this 1223-nucleotide messenger RNA. RefSeq names its product zinc finger protein 525-like. Lineage: Eukaryota; Metazoa; Arthropoda; Insecta; Siphonaptera; Pulicidae. The record is from RefSeq and is a predicted model, not a curated record. Bases 57 to 1223 code for a protein of 388 amino acids. The transcript is spliced from 2 exons. Gene Ontology annotation, molecular function: RNA polymerase II cis-regulatory region sequence-specific DNA binding; DNA-binding transcription factor activity. Gene Ontology annotation, biological process: regulation of transcription by RNA polymerase II.